AUGGCCUCUAUCGAAAGCGUCGCGAACACAGGAAAGAAACUAGAGUGUCGGUUCUGUCAGAGAAUCUACUCCAAAGCAGAGCACUUGACAAGACACGAGCGUUCUCAUACAGGUGUGCGACCGUUUACCUGCAAAGAAUGCAACCGCGCAUUCAGUCGACAAGAUUCGUUAGCUCGUCAUGAGAAACUUCAUCUGCGUAGAGAGAGCAUGAAAUGUGCUUCACCUCCCAGUUCGAUUUACACACCAGCCAAAUCGAAUGCAUUGCAGCACUUGCUAGCCGCCGAUGAGGAUAUUGAGUCUCACAACUAUGUACCACCAACAGAUCAUAGUACUUCUCAAACUUGGCACGAGCAAUCGUAUCAAGUAGAGUCUGAUAUGAUGGACAUGCACUGUGCCACGGACCUCGACUUCCAACUGAUCUGGCCUGAUUCCGAGGAGCUGUUUCAGUCAAUCAUGUCAACGGAUACUACAACGCACAUGCCGGUGGGCACUUUGCCAUUUCCCCAAGGGCUUGAUCAGUUUACGCCGACUAGUCUCGAUUCGCCUACCUCAUUCGAUGACCGAGGGACGGCUAUCAAGUCUAUACCAAAUGGUGGUGGUCAUCAGGCUGUUCACGGCGUCAGCAAGAUGAUCUCGAACUUGUCUUCGAGCAUCACCGCCGAGGCAGAAGCAACAUCCAUUACUUCGGUGUUCCUGGACGAGUGCCUGCACAUGUUCUUCGUCCGCUUCAUACCGACAUUCCCUGUCUUACAUCGCUCAACAUUUGUGUUCAAAGAAUGUACCCAUCCUCUGCUCUUGAACGCAAUCGCGAUCGGGUCGUUGUACCUUGGUCCCAAGGAUGCCAUAGCAAAAGGCGAAGCCUUGUGGCGUCUUUCUCACACAGCGGUUGCAACUUCAUGGCAAAGUUUGAUCACUCAUCGAGGACCAUACGACCCAUGUAACGGCCUCCAACUGGUACUGGCUGCUUUGCUUGGUCAAGUCUAUGCAGCACUCUCCAAAAAUCGUGCGCUUAGGACAACUUCGCAAAUAUUCCAUGCUCUAGGUUUUUCCUGGGCAAGACACUGUGGCAUGUAUGACAACGACACAUUCUCGUUGGAUGGCUUGCCGUCAUUGGAUGCAUCUCCAGCAGAGAAAGACCGACAAUGGAAAACGUGGGCUGCUCACGAGAUUCAAAGGAGGGCGUUGCUUGCUCAAUACAUACUGGAUGGACUGGUGUCAUCGGCUAGUGGAAAUCCUACUUCGACGCGACACGCUGCCAAUCAGCUUGGGCUUCCCUGCGACGAAAGCUUGUUCGAAGCAAGUACCGCAGAUGAGUGGCUUAUUAAGAUGCGAUCGCAACCCAGACAAGACGUCUCUUUCCGCAACAUCUUCCGGUCGUUGUUCUUGCCUGUGGACAUGGGCAGGUUACCAGAGCAUACACUGACCUCUUUCUCACUGCGCGUCAUCCUGGAAGGUGUACAGUCACUCGUCUCGGACUCCACGGAUGGACCGUCUAUCGGCGUACCUACUCGCUCUGAGAUUCGUAGGGCGCUGGCUCAGGUUCAUGAGAGCAUUACUAAGAACACCAUAUCGACUCCAGAGACACUUGAGGCUUUGUUACGCUGGCAUUCGAUCUGUCUAGAUGCAGCUACCGACUCGUCUAUGUUGUGCCGCCAUCUCUGUGCACGCUAUAACAUUCCACAACAUGUCUUGGGCGGUAACAGAGGACUCAAAGCAGGGCUGGAUCUGGUCGCCUGGGCCAAGACCGAAGAUGCACGCAGAGCUUUGCUUCAUGCCGUAGCGAUUCAGGACAUUGUCGAACAGCUUCCUCGUGGUCGUGCUCAUGUCCUUCACAUGCCCAGUUCACUGUUCGCCGCAGCGACUGUAUACAGUGUGUUCUCACUAGCGGGCCACACGACAGUCAAUCUGCCUCGCGUGGUCGACUGGAAAGACGCACUUUUCACCGAAGUCGACCCCUGCGUCAUACUCGGUGACCUGGCGGGUACAUCGGCAGGCUCAAGUCCGACAAGAAGAUUUGUUCGUGGUGAGCAGCUUUCUAGCAGCGGAUACGAGUCCAUGACACGCAAUCUGCUGUAUGAGCUCAACUCGAUGCAGAAGUUGUUCCGUUGUCUCAGCUCGCAGUGGGGACUGGCUUACGAUAUGGAGGUAGUCUUGAACUCUUGGAUCUCACUCAGUCAUUAA
Aureobasidium subglaciale EXF-2481 is the source of this 2181-nucleotide messenger RNA. RefSeq lists its product as uncharacterized. Gene Ontology annotation, molecular function: RNA polymerase II cis-regulatory region sequence-specific DNA binding; zinc ion binding; DNA-binding transcription factor activity, RNA polymerase II-specific. The record is from RefSeq and is a predicted model, not a curated record. Bases 1 to 2181 code for a protein of 726 amino acids. Gene Ontology annotation, biological process: regulation of transcription by RNA polymerase II; DNA-templated transcription. The transcript is spliced from 5 exons. Gene Ontology annotation, cellular component: chromatin. Lineage: Eukaryota; Fungi; Ascomycota; Dothideomycetes; Dothideales; Saccotheciaceae.